Candidula unifasciata is the source of this 2311-nucleotide messenger RNA. The record is from the annotation of a GenBank genome assembly. Lineage: Eukaryota; Metazoa; Mollusca; Gastropoda; Stylommatophora; Geomitridae.
AUGACAACGGGUUGGAUUCUAGCAGUGUUACUCCUUGGAAGCGUCUGUGUUGGCCAAGAAGAGCUUCUUGACAACCCGAGCUUUGAGAAUGGUAUCAGCGGCUGGAAGCAUGAUGGCUUUACCAUGGAUGUGGAAACGACGGAGGUUCACGGGGGCAGUAUGGCUGUCAAGUGCUACGGAAGAACUCAGUCUUGGGAAGGCCCUGCACAAGAUGUGAAUGUCAAGCUUGGGGGCAGAUAUGCCUUCAGUGCUUACUUCAAGCUCAUCGAUGAUCUGCCACCCAAAGGGCCUCAGCCAGUCAUGAUCAAAAUUGCCAUUGGCUACGAUGACGGCACGACAGAUUACUUUGAGUUGACAGGCCGUGUUCGUGUCACUCCUGAGGAUGGGUGGGUGCAGCUUGGAUCAGAUUUUAUCUUUCCGAACAAACUGCAAAGCUGUACCUCGAGGGACCCGGGUCCAGAAGUUUCGUUCUAUUUUGACGAUGCCAGUUUGAAGGAGAUACCAGAAGACACUAACUGGGAAACUGAUGCUAAUGCGAGAAUUGAGAAAAUUAGAAAAAGUACCAUACAUUUUAAGUUUCAGGUUGGGUCAAAUUUUGACGCCAAGGACAUCGAAGUUCAGAUUGACCAUGUCCGCCAUCUCUUUGGUUUUGGGUCUGUGGUUCGAAGUGACUUUCUCAUAGACGAAGACUACAAGCAGUAUCAGAACAUCGUGCAGUACAUGUUCAACUGGGUGACCAAUGGGGACUUUAAGUGGCGCUACAAUAGAGGCACACGGGAUAAUCCUGACUACAAAGUUGCAGUGGCGGCAACCGACGCACUCCGCAAAAUGGGGAUAAAAGUUCGAGGUCACUGUAUGUUCUGGGCAGUGAAGGGAAAUGAGCCUGAUUACGUAUCCCCGUUAACUGGUCAGGACUUGAAGGACGUUGUGGAUGAACAAAUAAAGUACAUGACCAACAUUACGAAAGGAAAAUUGUCCCACUGGGAUGUGAACAAUGAACUGUUACAUGGGCGCUUCUAUGAGGACGGCACUGGGGAUCAGAACUUCACUUUCCACAUGUUCAAGGCCAUCCACGCCGCAGACCCGAUCCCAGACUUGUUUCUCAACGAUUAUGAUGUUGUUGCAGGAGGCGGCCAUACUCUGGAAUACCUUGAUCAGAUCAACGCGUUUAAGGCUGCCAAAGUUGGCUUGGGUGGCGCAGGUGUACAGAGCCACUUACAGGACUUGACGGAACCAGAUCCAACAUUGCUCAAGGCUCGGCUGGACCAUUUGGCUAAAGCGGGCGUGCCUCUCUGGGUCACAGAACUGGACUUGGCAGCACCUGACGAGACCAAGAGAGCAGACUGGUAUGAGAAAGUUCUUCGCCUCUACUUCAGUCAUCCAGCUCUUCAUGGAGUCAUAUUCUGGGGUUUCUGGGAUCACGAAACAGAUCCACUUAAAGCAAUGGUUCAUGGAUAUGGAUAUACCCUGGAUGAAGCUGGCAAGCGCUUUCUCCGUCUGACCAAGAAAGACUGGAGCACCCACGUUAACAAAUCUCUGGCAGACGGAACAUCUUUUAAUGUGGAGGGUUUCCAAGGCGACUACAACGUGACGGUGUACUAUCGAGGGAAACCCAUACAGAUUAGUUCCUUCUCUCUUGGCAAGAGUAACAAGAAUGUCAAUAUUAACAUAAAUGGAGACGGAACGGCAUCAACAUCCACCUCGGCAAAACUGUCAUGUGUCACCCGGAAGUCUGCAGAGUCAGAUGUCGGGGACGACAUGAACGCUGAUGUCGCGUGCAACAGUGAUGAGGUUCUGACGGGGUGCUCCAGCUACCUGAAGAACAACGACUGGCGUCGAGAUGGUGAGCAGAUUGUUGUAACCAAUGGAACAGUUGUGUGCAGGGCAAUUGACGGUUUUUGGUCUACAGUUGGUACUCAAGCGAUUGCUCGCUGCUGCAGUCUCCAAGGGUUGUCCUGCACGUAUAAGACUGCUGGGCCGUCAGGUACAGGCGUUGAUGACCAGGUCCUGGUUCCCUGCGCAGACACAGAAUAUCCUUUAGGCUGCGCCACCUGGACCUACCAGUCUGAAUCCGAUGGAACCUUAAUUGCAAAUAACACCUGCAUCUCUCAGAAUGAUGAUCCUGCGGCUGGCGUGUAUUCGUAUGCUUCCUGCUGCAAAGGGGAAAGCCUCAAAUGCUCGUCUAUUGUGUCCGCUCCAAGUGGUCAGAAUGUUGGAGACAAAGCUUCAGCGGAGUGUCCUUCAGGCAGUGUUCUCACUGGAUGUAAUGUUUUCUCCAAAAAUGGCAGAGCUGCAGGAGCCUACAUUGAAG